CUCGCAAUCCGACACACAACACUAUUUCGGGUCACGCAGACAUCAAGAACUGCUAUUUAUUUUAUUAAUGCUUAACAUAUGUGUGUUGUCUGUCGAAUGUGGAGCUAUACAGUUAGCCUAGAAUAUGGCAGCCACCUAGUUAACCAACAUGGUGUGUAUACAAAAGCUUCUCUUCCAUCUCUUCUCAAGCAAUGUUCAAAUGUCAAAAAAUGACAUUGCAAUGUUAUGUGUUUGUGUUCUGUGUUACACAAAGUGUGAACAAAUAAUAUGACAGUAAAGUGUGCAAAAAAUAUUGAAAAUAUUUUUAAUUUAUUGGUAAAACAUGCUGAAAACUUAAUAAGUGCCAAUCAAGAAGUGAUUGCUAAACUUUUUUUCAGAGGUCCGCGUGUAUAAAUGCCUCGACUCCAACUAUGUAGCUACAAAAAUGUUUCAUUUGGUCCGAAGAUUGUAAUCGCUAAUCUUGUUCUAAAGUCAUUAGCAACUUUUAAUUGCUAAUAUAUGUGUGUUUCCAUAUUAAAAAUUGUAUCAAUCGCUCAAAAAUGUUAUUACCAGGACUUCGUGUUGUAAGGGGACCUGACUGGAGCUGGAGUGACCAAGAUGGAGGAGAAGGAUUUGUGGGUACAGUCUGUGAAGUUGGUAGACCUGGGCCUGUUGGAUCACCUGAAAAGACAGUUGUUGUCCAAUGGGACAGUGGGGCUCGCACAAACUACAGAGUAGGAUACCUCAACAAAUAUGAUCUUAGGGUCAUUGAUAAUGCACAAAUUGGCGUGAAGAAAUCAAACAUAAUAUGCAACAGUUGCGAGAGUCAAGGCAUUUGCGGUAUGCGAUACAAAUGUUUGUUAUGCACUGACUACAACCUAUGUUACAUCUGUUAUCAUGGCGACAAACAUAACUUACAUCACCCCUUUAGGAGAUAUGACACUGCAACUUCAGUCGGAAUUGACUUACCUCCUCGCACAAAUGGUAGAAAAUGUGAACUCAAAGGAAUUUUUGCUGGAGCUAAAGUAGUUCGAGGAUUUAAUUGGGAAUGGGGUGAUCAAGAUGGUGGAGAAGGGCAAGUUGGUCGCGUCAUAGAUAUUCGAGGUUGGGACAGUGUGGGAUGCAGUAGAUCUGUGGCGAGUGUACAGUGGAUGUGUGGUUCUACCAAUAUUUAUAGAUUAGGACACAAAGGAGAAGUGGAUCUGAAGUUUGUCGAACCCGCUUCGGGAGGUUCUUAUUAUCCAGAACACCUUCCAGUUUUGGGACACGCUAUUGAAGAACACCCUCCAAAAGCUUACAGACAAGGUACUUGUCCUUUCGUAUUUGGUGAUAAAGUAAAAGUAAUGGUUACUGUAGAGGAGCUGAAAAGAAUGCAGCAAGGACAUGGAGGCUGGAAUCCAAGAAUGGCUGAGUUUAUUGACAAAGUUGGGACAGUGCAUAGAAUAACAGACAAAGGUGACAUAAGGGUGCAAUACGAGGGAUGUAACAACAGAUGGACAUUUAAUCAAGCAGCUUUGAAAAAAGUUACUAGCUUCGCUGUGGGAGAUAUCGUCACCAUGAUCACGGACUUGGAAAUGUUGAAGGAGCUGCAAAAAGAGCAUGGAGGAUGGAUUGACUUCAUGAGCAAUUCCAUCGGAAAACUAGGCAAGGUGCUAAGAGUCUACUCUGAUGGUGACUUGAGAGUGCAGUUGGAUGAUCUAGCUUGGACGUUGCAUCCUGCGUGUGUGAAACUUCUACCUGAAGGUGCUGCCGAAUUAGCAAACACUAUGCAAGCUGUGCAGAACCAAAGAAUAGAUCCACAUCUGUUAUGGUCUCCCGUCCAAGAAGACUCACGUCACGGUUCCAUCCCCUUCAACCCAGUAGCCGAUCAACUAGUCCGCUUGGCCACCCAAGGUGAACUCCAUGCCGUCCAACAGCACUUGGAGGCCCAUAAACUCCACGUGGACGCGAGAGGGCAAGGCGGUAAAACCGCCAUGCAGGUCGCGGCGCAUCAGGGGUAUGUCAACCUAGUGCGGUUGCUGUUGGACAAAGGGGCCAAUGUCAACGCGAGGGAUAACGAUGGAGAUACAUGUUUCCAUUAUGCUACAUUUGGGAAUAGGCCAGAGAUCAUGGAGUUAUUCUGCCUUCAAUCAGGCGUCGAACUGAACCUCCAAAAUCGAAGCGGAUGCACUCCUUUGCAUAUCGCAGCUCACAAAAAACCUGCAGAUUGCGCGCGCAUCCUUAUCGAUGCUGGGGCCGAUCCUAAUAAGCAGGAUUCUUAUGGAGACACACCUUUACAUGAUGCUAUUGGGAAGGAUAAUAUAGAGGUGGUAGAGAUGCUCUGCAAGGCUAGAGGCAUAGAUUUCACGAUUCGCAACAACCGAGGUUUCAACGUCCUACAUCACGCAGCUUUGAAAGGAAAAAAUGAAUCUCUGAAGAAACUCUUAGCUAUGGCUCGACAACUUGUAGAAGUUAGGAAGGAUGACGGGUUCUCCUGUCUACAUUUGGCUGCCCUCAAUGGACACAGAGACGUGGUGGACACACUUAUCACCAUUGGACAUGUGGAACUAGAUAGAAGGAAUAAUAGGAACCAAACGGCACUGCUCUUGGCUGUUAGCCAAGGACAUUGUGCCGUGAUCGAACUUCUCCUACGUUUCCACUCCGAUAUCACCGCCAAGGACGAAGACAACAACACCGCGUUGCACAUUAUCUUACUGAAACGCGGUCGUCUGUCAGGCACGUGCAUUGCGGAACACAGCCCCGCAAUCCAUGCCAUCUAUGAGCGACUGGAGAACAUUCAGGAAGACAGGCUAGCAACAGCUGUGGCAUGUUACUUGGUGCAGAUGGGCGUGGAGAUGGAUGUUGUUAAUAACAAGGGACAGACUGUGUUUCAUUUGUUGCAAAAGCAGGAGUUGGUGGACCUGUUAACCAACUACAAACCUACGAACCCCGAUAACCCUCCCACUCAAUCCACUUCCCAGGAGACCUACGGCAUCGAAGCAGUGGAUUUGACAGAGAGCGCCCGUCGACAACCUCGACAACACCGCAGUCGAGGCUUCAACAUUCGCACAAACUCAGCGGAGAAUUCGCCCAAUCACAAACCGUCAAACAGCGAUAACCAGUUGGACUGUGCGUCGAACAGACCUGUUGAAUGCAGAGUGUGUUCGGAUCUGUCAGAGGAGAAUGUCAAGUUGGAACCAUGCGGUCAUAGGCCGGCGUGCGAGGAUUGCUCCAGUAGGUUGAAAAAGUGCCUCCAGUGUGGACAGACGGUGCAGAAGAGGGUAACGAAAGAUGGCAGAGUGAUACCACCCUUAGGCCGCCAGCCAAGUGCAGAACGUAUGCGAUAUCUCGAGAGCAAGAUCGCAGAGAUUGAAGAAAGUCAUGCUUGCAGCAUAUGUAUGGAACGUAAAAGAAACGUAGUUUUUCUCUGUGGACAUGGAACAUGUUCAAGAUGUGCGGACACACUGAGGACUUGUCAUAUGUGUCGGAAGACAAUCACUAAGAAAAUACCUAUAUACUGAAGAGGUAUCUAUGAGUUUCAGAAGAAACUGGUUUGGAAAUUAACCGAAAGAAUGUAGUGAUUCAGUCAGCAGCGGUGACAUAGUGGUAGACUUUCAGUCUACUAAUCAGUCACCGUGCGCUACGUGGGUUCGAAUCCCGUCCCAAGAGAAUUUUUUUCUCUUCUGUGGAUGUUGUGAUUGUCCGUAGGUGGUAAACGGUCUUUGACUGACGAAAUACCUUUACUCGUAUAUGAAGAUGGCUUGAUGUUGGGAACUGGAAGGUAUGGCUCCUUGUUUGUAUAGAAGUAUCAUACCCCAUGACGAGACAUUGAGCAUCUGAGAAGUGACAUUUCACGUCUUAUGGGGGUGUAAACAUGUGACAUUAGAUCCUGCCAUUCAAAAUAAAUUGAAAUAGGCGUAGAAAUAUAUAUAAUUCAAUGAUCUGUCGAAAUCAGACGUUGUAUAAAGUGUUCUUUACUUGCUUUAAAACUUAUAUUGGAGCUUCUGAUACUCUUUGUACAGUUAUCGCCAUAACUCGUAAUUGAAAAAAAUGUCAAAAAUGCGGCAAAUGAGGUUUCAAUUAUUGGACAUGCAGAAAGUGAAUAAUCAUAAUUUAUAAAUACAUUGAUAUCAAUAUCAAGGAUCCCAUCAAAGAAACUUCAGUUCGGAUGUUGACCAACUAUCUGAAAUUUCUUAAAUUAUGACUACAAACGAUUUUUGUAAUUUUUCUCGUUCAUCCGUAUAGUCGGUGACAUGAGAAGAAUUACACCCAGAAAAAAUAUUUUUUCUGAAGAAAGCAAUUUCUGAGAGCUAAGUAUUACGUAUAUUUUUAGUUAUUGUCCUUUCAUUUGCUAGUGUUAAGCAUAACAAAAUGCCCCGAGUUCGAAGACGUCCAAAGUAUCACCAUGUUAGCGACUUUGACAGAGGUAGAAUUAUUGCCUAUCAAGAUGUUGGUUUGUCCUAUCGUUAAAUUGGCCGCUGCGUUAAUUGUACUGUAAUGACGGUAACGCCUGUGUGGAUAGAAGAAGGUAGAGUAACACGACGAAUGUCAACUGGUCCAUUGAGGCGUAUCACUGAGCAUCAAGAUAGGCGCUUCAGACAACUAGCCCUACGAGACCAUUUUGCCACUAUGCAUCAGAUCGCUGACCAAUGGUUUGGAGAAGGUAGACCUGUUACUAUGGGUACACUGUAGCAUCGCAUUCGAACCUUUGGACUUUUUUCAUACCGUCCACGGUUAGUGCUCCCUCUGACUGCGGACCACUGUCGUCAACGUUUGAACUGGAGCAGAGAACUGCAACAUUGGGGGCAGAAUGGCAUAAUAUCAUCUUCAGCGAUGAAUGCGAUUCUGUCCAGAUACGCACGAUGGUCGUAGAAGGGUAAGACGCCGCCGUGGAGAACGGCGUGAUAUUGGAUUUGUUGUUGAGAGGCAUGUACACAUUACUGUUGGAGUAAUGGUUUGGGGGGCUAUUUCCUAUGGUAGUCGAUCACCCCUUCUCUUUAUUCAAGGCAAUACGACUGCUGCGCGUUAUGUUGAUAAUGUCCUACAACCCACAUUACUGCCGUAUCUAGAGGGCCGUCCACACGUCCUUUUUCAGCAAUACAACGCACGUUCUCAUAUUACUCGUCGUACUACGGACUUUUUUCAAGAAGCAGGCGUUAACGUUUUGCUGUGGCCACCCCGUUCACUCGAUUUAAAUCCCAUCGAACAUGUGUGGGAUAUGGUGGGGGGGAGCCUAUCCACUUUGCAGCACCCGCCACAGACUCUGCCAGAGCUAAUCCACGAAGUUUGAGGUGCUUGGAAUGAUGUGCCACAACCAGACAUGGAUCAUCUCAUUUUGUCGAUGCCUAGACGUAUACAGAAGUGUAUUAAGCUGCGGGGUCGCACAACACAUUAAUUUUUUUCUUAUCACUUGUUCAUAAAAUUUCGUGAGAAUGUUAUCGUUUCAUUCUUGAUGUAAGACUUAUUCAUUGCCAAAAAAUCAGUUUAAGUAUUUUUUCUGGGUGUAAUACUUCGGAUGUCACUUAGCACUGAGAAUAUUAUUUUGUUGUAAAUUCUUAACAGUAUUUAUAUUGUGAGUUUAUCGAGAUUGUUAUUUUUUAUAAUAUAUAUCGUGUGGUUGUGUGUGUGAUUCCUAUUAUUUAAGUAUAUUUCGUGAUAUAUUUAUGAAAGGUAAUCAUUAAAGAGAUAUGAUAAAUCUA
Molecule: messenger RNA, 5657 nt
Organism: Acanthoscelides obtectus
Lineage: Eukaryota; Metazoa; Arthropoda; Insecta; Coleoptera; Chrysomelidae
Source: the annotation of a GenBank genome assembly